UUGGUCCAAGCUAAUCCCCAGAACAUUGAAGACCUGACCGGCGCGGCCCUAGCCGAACUUUCGGCGUUGAAUAGCCUGGAGGCACUGGAGCAGUGGCGCAUUGCCUACCUUGGCAGGCGCGGCAGUCUUACCUUGGUGCUGCGCGGGCUUUCCGGUCUUGACAUCGAGGAGCGCCGUCGCAUUGGCGCCCUGGCGAACCAGGCCAAGGAAUCGCUGGAGAGCGGUCUGGAGGGGCGCACGCGGGAGAUCAACGAGGCGGCGCUAUUGAGGGCCGCGCAGGAAGAUCGUCUGGACGUUACUCUUCCGGGAAGGCUGCUCUCAGAGGGAAGGCUUCAUCCCACGACCCAGAUUGUCCGAGAGAUCUGCGCAGCGUUCGUGGGCAUGGGCUUCAGCGUCGUUGAGGGACCUGAAGUUGAAUGGGAUCAUUACAACUUCGAGAUGCUCAACAUUCCCAAGGGACACCCCGCGCGGGAUAUGUGGAACACCCUGCGCGGGUUAUGGAAAAACCAGCGGCCGCCGGUGCGAGUGAUAGUGCCGGGCAAGUGCUAUCGAUACGAGGCUACAGACGCGACCCACGAAUGGCACUUUUACCAAGUGGAAGGCCUUGCGGUGGACGAGGGAAUCACCUUCGCCAACCUGAAAGGAACCCUCUACGAGUUCGCCCGCAGGCUGUUCGGAGAGGAACGGCAGAUACGCUUCCGGUGCGACUACUUCCCGUUUGUGGAACCGGGCGUGGACAUGUCCAUCGACUGUUUCGCCUGCGACGGUCACCGGGAGGGCUGCCGCAUCUGCCGAGACAGCGGGUGGAUCGAGAUAAUGGGAGCCGGCAUGGUGCACCCCCGAGUGCUGGCCGGCGUUGGCUAUGACCCGGACAAGUACACCGGCUUUGCCUUCGGCAUGGGCCCAGAGCGCAUAGCCAUGCUUAAAUACGGCAUCGAUGACAUCCGUCACUUCUACGCAAACGAUCUGAGGUUCCUACGGCAGUUCUAA
Messenger RNA from Geodia barretti, 990 nucleotides. The record is from the annotation of a GenBank genome assembly. NCBI's taxonomy places the organism in Eukaryota, Metazoa, Porifera, Demospongiae, Tetractinellida, Geodiidae.